AUGGCGCAGAUUCGCGGCACUGCGGGUUACAACCUCGGUCACCAGAACCCCUUCGGAGGACCUGGACGAGCAGACGCAACGAGCGAUCCGAGUCCUUUGGACGCUAUUCGGGAACAGACAAGCAAGAUUGAAGACUGGUUGGAUACAAUCUCGGAUCCUGUAAAGCCCUAUCUUCCUGCCAUUGGCCGUUUCCUUAUCGUGGUCACCUUCAUCGAGGACAGCUUACGUAUUAUCACACAAUGGAGCGAUCAGCUCGUAUACCUCCGUGAAUACCGGAAAAUUCCCUGGGGUAUCACGCAUACUUUCCUCAUCCUUAACGUCAUUGCAAUGUCCGUAUGCUCGUUCCUGGUCAUCACCCGCCGCCACACUGAGAUCGCCGUCGCCGGCCUGCUCGGAGUUGUCGUCACACAAGGUCUCGGUUAUGGGCUCAUCUUUGAUCUCAACUUCUUCUUGCGCAAUCUCAGCGUCGUCGGCGGUCUGCUCAUGGUUCUCUCCGACUCGUGGGUUCGCAAGAAGUUCGUCCCGGCCGGAUUGCCCCAAUUGGAUGAAAAGGACCGCAAGAUGUACGUCCAGUUUGCUGGUCGCGUGCUCCUGAUCUUCCUCUUCGUUGGAUUCGUCUUCUCCGGCCAGUGGAGCUUGUGGCGCGUGCUGGUCAGCCUGUUCGGUUUCGUCGCGUGUGUCAUGGUCAUCGUCGGUUUCAAAGCCAAGUGGAGCGCCAUCAUUCUCGUGGUUUUGUUGAGUGUCUUCAACGUACUCGUCAAUAACUUCUGGACUCUGCACCCCCACCACCCCCACAAGGACUUUGCCAAGUACGACUUCUUCCAGAUUCUAUCCAUUGUCGGCGGUCUCCUUCUCCUGGUCAACAUGGGUCCCGGCCAACUGAGCAUGGACGAGAAGAAGAAGGUCUACUAG
Messenger RNA from Aspergillus fischeri NRRL 181, 912 nucleotides. Its product is annotated as protein ERV29. The record is from RefSeq and is a predicted model, not a curated record. NCBI's taxonomy places the organism in Eukaryota, Fungi, Ascomycota, Eurotiomycetes, Eurotiales, Aspergillaceae. The transcript has 5 exons. Bases 1 to 912 code for a protein of 303 amino acids. Gene Ontology annotation, biological process: Golgi organization. Gene Ontology annotation, cellular component: endoplasmic reticulum; endoplasmic reticulum-Golgi intermediate compartment; membrane.